Molecule: messenger RNA, 1503 nt
Organism: Centruroides sculpturatus (bark scorpion)
Lineage: Eukaryota; Metazoa; Arthropoda; Arachnida; Scorpiones; Buthidae
Product: actin, cytoplasmic 1-like
Exons: 5
Coding region: 312-1442 (376 amino acids)
Biological process (GO): mitotic cytokinesis
Source: RefSeq, a predicted model, not a curated record
GAUCAAAAACAUUCUCUUGCCGUUCUCGUUCUUCGUUCUUCCGUUAACCAAUUCUAGAAAUUGGAAAUCGCUUCUAAUCGUACAUUUCUAUAUAUGGUUAUAGAAUGCAGGGGGGGAUGUCUUUUCGAUCAUUUGAGGGAGUUUUUUUUAUGACGUCAUCAAAGCCUCGGUACAAAGCGCAACAGUUGCGGCGAACUAUAUUUAAAAAAGUGGAGUCGGUGUGACAGUAUUAUCAGAGUACCAUCUCAUCCAUACUGACGGUGGGAAAAGAUUGAUAUUGUCUACUAAUCAGCUAGAUCAUUGUUAUAACGAUGUACGACGACGAUAUUGCUGCUUUGGUAAUCGAUAAUGGUUCGGGAAUGUGUAAAGCUGGAUUCGCGGGUGAUGAUGCCCCCAGAGCUGUCUUCCCUUCUAUUGUCGGUAGACCAAGACACCAGGGUGUAAUGGUGGGAAUGGGACAAAAAGAUAGUUAUGUGGGAGAUGAAGCACAGAGCAAAAGAGGUAUUUUGACUUUAAAAUAUCCAAUAGAACACGGUAUUGUAACAAAUUGGGACGACAUGGAAAAAAUUUGGCAUCAUACGUUUUACAACGAGUUAAGAGUAGCUCCCGAAGAGCAUCCUGUUUUAUUAACCGAAGCUCCAUUGAAUCCAAAAGCUAACAGAGAAAAAAUGACACAGAUAAUGUUCGAAACAUUCAAUACACCUGCCAUGUACGUGGCCAUCCAAGCCGUGCUUUCUCUUUACGCUUCUGGAAGAACUACGGGAAUUGUAUUGGAUUCUGGAGAUGGUGUUUCUCACACCGUUCCUAUUUACGAAGGAUAUGCACUACCUCAUGCCAUUUUAAGAUUAGAUUUGGCCGGACGAGAUUUGACGGAUUAUCUUAUCAAAAUCUUAACGGAAAGAGGAUAUUCUUUCACCACUACAGCCGAGAGAGAGAUUGUUAGAGAUAUCAAAGAGAAACUCUGCUACGUGGCUCUCGAUUUCGAAGAACAAAUGGCUAAUGCAGCUGCAUCAUCGGCAAUCGAAAAGUCUUAUGAACUGCCGGAUGGACAAGUAAUUACUAUAGGAAGCGAAAGAUUCCGAUGCCCGGAAGCGAUGUUUCAACCAUCUUUCCUAGGAAUGGAAUCCUGCGGCAUUCACGAAACUACGUAUAAUUCAAUAAUGAAAUGUGACGUCGAUAUACGUAAAGAUCUUUAUUCUAACACUGUGUUAUCAGGAGGUACUACCAUGUUUCCGGGAAUUGCCGAUCGUAUGCAAAAAGAAAUUUCGUCUUUAGCUCCCAGUACGAUGAAAAUUAAAAUAAUAGCUCCGCCGGAAAGAAAAUAUUCAGUUUGGAUCGGAGGAUCCAUUUUAGCUUCGUUGUCUACCUUUCAACAAAUGUGGAUAUCAAAACAAGAAUACGAUGAAUCGGGACCGAGCAUUGUUCAUAGAAAAUGUUUCUGAAUAUUUUAACAAAUUAUAUAUAUAUAUUUUGUCUUCGUUAAUUAAAUUUUCGUAAAAUUUC